AUGGCGCAAGCAACCCAGUCAAUAAAGUGUGUGGUGACAGGGGAUGGUGCCGUGGGAAAGACUUGUUUGCUCAUAUCAUACACCACCAAUGCAUUUCCUGGAGAAUACAUUCCGACUGUGUUUGACAACUACUCUGCUAGCGUCAUGGUAGAUGGCAAACCCGUCUCUCUGGGACUGUGGGACACUGCUGGUCAGGAAGACUACGAUAGAUUACGCCCCCUGUCGUACCCGCAGACGGACGUCUUUCUGAUAUGCUUUUCUAUUGUCUCUCCUCCCAGUUUCGACAAUGUCAAGGCUAAGUGGUACCCCGAAAUCGAGCAUCACGCCCCUGGAGUGCCCAUCAUCCUAGUCGGAACCAAAUUGGACUUGAGAGAGGACAAAGCAACGGCCGACAGUCUCAGAGCGAAAAAGAUGGAGCCGGUCUCGUACGAACAGGCUCUUGCCGUGGCCAAAGAAAUCAAAGCGGUCAAAUAUCUCGAAUGCUCCGCAUUGACGCAACGAAAUCUCAAAAGUGUUUUCGACGAAGCAAUCAGGUAA
Capronia coronata CBS 617.96 is the source of this 537-nucleotide messenger RNA. RefSeq names its product rho-like protein rac1A. Gene Ontology annotation, molecular function: GTP binding; protein kinase binding; GTPase activity. The record is from RefSeq and is a predicted model, not a curated record. Gene Ontology annotation, biological process: regulation of actin cytoskeleton organization; establishment or maintenance of cell polarity; small GTPase-mediated signal transduction. The coding region runs from base 1 to 537 and encodes 178 amino acids. The transcript has 2 exons. Gene Ontology annotation, cellular component: cell projection; cell cortex; cytoplasmic vesicle. Lineage: Eukaryota; Fungi; Ascomycota; Eurotiomycetes; Chaetothyriales; Herpotrichiellaceae.